AUGGCUGGCCCAAGCAAAUCACUCAUCCUCGACCCUGCUCUGCAGAAAUACUACGAACUUAACGCAAACCGCUACAAAUACUUUCGCUGGACGCCACGAAAUGCUUGGUUGACUCUGGUGUAUGUCGGCAUCGUCCCUGGAAUCCUCGGAUACGUUGCCUACAAGACGGAAGGCAAAUAUGACCCCAGAGGAAAGCGCAGAGGAGAUACGAUUGCCGAGUGGUAG
Molecule: messenger RNA, 225 nt
Organism: Talaromyces rugulosus
Lineage: Eukaryota; Fungi; Ascomycota; Eurotiomycetes; Eurotiales; Trichocomaceae
Exons: 4
Coding region: 1-225 (74 amino acids)
Cellular component (GO): mitochondrion
Source: RefSeq, a predicted model, not a curated record